Molecule: messenger RNA, 2466 nt
Organism: Oncorhynchus masou masou (cherry salmon)
Lineage: Eukaryota; Metazoa; Chordata; Actinopteri; Salmoniformes; Salmonidae
Product: plexin-A4-like
Exons: 6
Coding region: 652-2466 (604 amino acids)
Biological process (GO): regulation of cell shape; regulation of cell migration; negative regulation of cell adhesion
Cellular component (GO): plasma membrane; semaphorin receptor complex
Molecular function (GO): protein binding; semaphorin receptor activity
Source: RefSeq, a predicted model, not a curated record
AUAGCGCCAUACACUCAAAUCCCUGCCCAGUUACUCAGUUGUCAGCUCGGAACCUGCAAACUCGAAAAGCACCCUCUCUCUCUUAUCCCCUCUCGUCGCAGCAUCACACAACGCCUUUCAGUUGGGAGUAUCGCACUGAUCUACAGCGCGACACACACAGCCUCUUGCGGAAUCCUACAGUGCAGCGAUUUUCAAGGCAUAAGUGCGUCCGCGUUUGGGAUGGGAGGUGUUGCGAUCCCGCCGGGUCUGAGUCCACUCGGAGCGGCAUAGUGGCUGGAGAGGGACUCGCUGAUCGGAAGUGUUGUUGGGAUCCUGCUGCUAUUUCCUUUCGCGCUGGAUUCUCAUGCUUUUGAGUAACACGUCGCUGCGGAGGAUUUCGAGCGGACCAAUUCAUAAAGAAGCAUCACAGCCCUGUGGAUUAGGAUACCAAAAGGUGUUUCUUUUUACGCAUCUCGUUGUAAUUUGGAAGUAAAGGAGUUGGGAUUCAUCGCAACGUGCCUGUUACCGCAGUGUCAAUGCGACUGCGGCUGUAAACUGAUAUCCGCAGCGAUUACAGGUAUAGAAUGACCUCAAUCCCAAGAGAGGCCUGAUCACGGAUUGGCUGAGAGUACUGGACCGAGCCCCUUCUAGCCCUCCCUGACACCGCGGACCAUGGAGUCCCACCACACCAGGACAUGGACUUCCUGUCUUACCCUAUGCUGCUUCCUGUUUGCCCUGGCCAUCCCUCUCUUGUUGGCAUCCAGGCCCCUCCCCCAUUCCCCCGACGGCGUCACUAUCAUCACUGCCUCCAUCGACGCAGCUGAGGAGGAGGACUAUAGCACGUUCAGCACCGAGAACCCUGAGUGGAAGUUCAACCACGUGGCCGUGGACGAACGCAACGGCAACGUGUACCUGGGAGCGGUCAACCGCAUCUACAAACUGUCCCCCGACCUAAACGUACAGGUGUAUCACGAGACUGGCCCCGACGAGGACAACCGCAAGUGCUACCCGCCACGCAUUGUGCAGCCCUGCAGCGAGCCGCUGUCCCUCACCAACAACGUCAACAAGAUGCUGCUGAUGGACUACCGGGAGAACCGGCUAUUAGCCUGUGGUAGUCUCUAUCAGGGCAUCUGUAAACUCCUCCGUCUGGACGACCUGUUCAAGCUGGGAGAGCCCUUCCACAAGAAGGAGCACUACCUGUCCGGUGUCAACGAGAGCGGUUCGGUGUUCGGCGUCAUUGUGUCGUACGGGGACUCAUCGCCCGACAAGCUGUUUGUGGCCACGGCAGUGGACGGCAAACCCGAGUAUUUCCCCACCAUCUCCAGCCGAAAGCUGGCGCGCAACUCGGAGGAGGACGGCAUGUUCGCCUACGUCUUCCACGACGAGUUCGUGGCGUCCAUGAUCAAGAUCCCGUCAGACACGUUCACCAUUGUGCCUGACUUCGACAUCUACUACGUCUACGGAUUUGGCUCGGGUAACUUCGUCUACUUCCUCACGCUGCAGCCGGAGAUGGGGAACGGGCCGGCCACCGGCUCCUCCUCCACGGGGCGAGAACAGGUGUACACUUCUAAAAUAGUCCGUCUGUGUAAAGACGACACAGCCUUUAACUCGUAUGUGGAGGUACCCCUGGGCUGUGUGAAGGGCGGCGUGGAGUACCGGCUCCUACAGGCGGCCUACCUCUCCAAGGCGGGUGCCAUAUUGGGGCGCUCGCUAGGUGUGGGGCCCGACGAUGACGUCCUAUUCACCAUCUUCUCCAAGGGCCAGAAGCGGCGGCCACGCGAGGCUUCGCAGGAGUCAGCGCUGUGCGUGUUCGCCCUGCGCGAGAUCAACGAGCGCAUCAAGGAACGACUGCAGUCGUGCUACAAGGGCGAGGGCACCCUGGACCUGGCCUGGCUCAAGGUCAAGGACAUACGCUGCAGCAGCGCUCUCUUAACCAUCGACGACAACUUCUGUGGCCUGGAUAUGAACGCUCCGCUGGGGGUGUCAGAGAUGGUGCAGGGCAUACCUCUCUUCUCUGACUCCACCGACAAGAUGACCUCGGUCAUCGCCUAUGUCUACAAGAACCACUCUCUGGCCUUCGUGGGCACCAAGAGCGGGCGCAUCAAGAAGAUCAGGGUGGAUGGGCCUUCCCACGGUGCAUUGCAGUACGAGGUGAUCCAGGCGGUGGAGCGAGGGCCAAUCCAACGGGACAUGGCCUUCUCCCCCGACCACCACUUCCUAUAUGCCAUGUCAGAGACACAGAUGACGAGGGUACCAGUGGAAGCCUGUGGCCAGUACUCCACCUGCAGCGAGUGUCUGGGCUCAGGAGACCCUCACUGUGGCUGGUGUGUCCUGCACAACAUAUGCACAAUCGAGAGCAUCCUGUCGGGCUGUAUCACCGCCUGGUACUGCAACGGCUCCCCCCAUAACCCAAAGGCUCUCCAGAGGGUAGUGAGGUCUGCACAAUGCACCACCAGGGGCAAACUACCUGCCCUCCAGGACACUUAA